This is a messenger RNA of Doryrhamphus excisus (bluestripe pipefish), 1788 nucleotides long. RefSeq names its product neuronal vesicle trafficking-associated protein 1-like. The record is from RefSeq and is a predicted model, not a curated record. Gene Ontology annotation, cellular component: endosome; membrane. NCBI's taxonomy places the organism in Eukaryota, Metazoa, Chordata, Actinopteri, Syngnathiformes, Syngnathidae. Gene Ontology annotation, biological process: endosomal transport; clathrin coat assembly. Gene Ontology annotation, molecular function: clathrin light chain binding.
CAGCAUGCAGAGGGGACAGAGGCAGCCUGGCCAUAUUGUGCACCAGAUCGUCUGCGUCACACAUUAAGGCGCUGGUGUGGUUUGCGUGCCAAACGGAGAACGGCCACAGGACCAAUCCUUGUUGUUGGAACCAAGAACCAAAAAGCAUAUUCUACUCGUCCGACCAGGUUGGCGUGCACACAAAAUGGUCAAAUUGGGGAAUCAUUUGAGUGAUAAAAGCACCGGGAAGGUGGUCUCCGAAGACGGCUUUGACACCAUCCCCCUCAUAACACCCUUAGAUGCCAGCCAGCUCCAUUUCCCGGCGCCGGACAAGGUGCUGGUGAAGACCAAGGCGGACUAUGAUGGCGACAGCAAAAAGGGGAAGAUCCGAUCACCCAAAAUCGCUGAAUUUUCAAUAAGCAUCAUCGAAGGCGUGUCCGAGCGACUCAAAGUGACCCUGCUGGUGAUCUGUGCCCUGGCCUUCUUGGUGUGUGUGGUGUUCCUGGUGGUCUACAAGGUCUACCAGUAUGAGCAGCCUUGCCCCGACAGCUUCGUUUACACGCAAGGUCGCUGCAUGCCGGCCGGGAUGUACGCCAACUUCCCCCAUCAGGUCCCUGCAGGCCGCGGGCGCCUCUUCGCCCUCAUAAACCACUACAACAUCGCCAAGCAGACCAUCACUCGCUCCGUAUCGCCAUGGAUGACCAUCAUGUCUGAGGAGAAGGUCACCCAGCAGGAGACCGAGACGGCCCAGAAGCUGGCUUAACCUGGCUUGCCUGGAGGGGGUGGGGAGAGGGGCGUGGCCUCACCUGCUGAGGAAGAAGAAAUAAUAUGGCUGUGCCAUUCAAGCAAACCCGUGGCUUUCAGAGCUGGCCUUGCCGAGGCGCAGUGAGAUGCCUUCACAGUCGGCUGACAUCCGUCCACGGUGGCGUGUGGGAAUUGGAUCAGCAGACUGAGGCCGGGUUUGUUUGAAUAGCAUAUGUUGUUAUUUAUUGAUACACGGCUGAGUGGCAUGUACGUGGACAAUACGCCACACACGCACACACACGCAGUCUUGAUGUUCACGUUGUACAGAAACACAGUAGAAGUCACCUUAGUGAAACGAUAUUGUCUUUAGAUGAACAUGCACGCAACAAUAAAAGAGCACUUUGCUUGGAGUUGAUACACUCAAAUGAGUUAAUUACUGUAGUCGUCAUAACCGCCACUGAGGUGUGAAACCUACUCGUGGGAAUUUAGUAGGCAGUUGUACAAAGAGUAGCCAUCUUUUCAAAGAAUGUAGGAAUAAAAGACACCCAAAAUGGCCGCUGCAUCGCAGGAUGAACGCCUACUAAAUUGUCGUGAGAAUGGACACAGCUUGACUGGCUGCACCAGCAGCAAAAUGGAUUUUCUAACAAUUUUCGCUUGUGCCGUUUUCACCCAAACUGCUUUGUGCAAACUAUAUUGCUGUCAUAUUUUCUUCUGAUGUAUCAAAUGUAGGAUAAAAGACAAAGUCUCCAUUUUUGGUGAACACGGUGUGCUUUUGCAGGCUCCGCCAGAUGAAGGCUACGUUUCUUGGCAUAACUUUUAUGCUGCUGUACUGAAUGUUUUUGCUUUGAUAUUAACGACGCCGUAUUGUGCAACACCGCCAUUGAUGUUAUUGACUUUAUUUCACAUGAGAAACGUGAUAGUUGCUUGUCCUGAUGCCCCUCCCCUCGUACUUGUCUGUUAAAUGGUCACAAAUGCCUCAUUUUCAUACAAUGUAUUCAGUAGCAUUGAAGUGCAUUUGCUACAUCAAAUGUUGAAUUGAAAUAAAGUGCCCACGUUUCCCACCAA